GGCGCGGGUAAAAUUUAUUUUACAUAACGUAUCAUCCACUUGGAAUUUGUGGCUGGGACGACGGGUCAAGAACAAAGAGAAUAAAAAUGUAAACAAGAAAAAUGGCGUCUCGAGGGCCACCCCGAAGCUUUCUUUCGUUUUUUACUCGCUCCACGUCGGAAUGAAAGUGAAAGAUGUCAAGGACGAUGGGACGCAUUCAGACAAGGUCACACUCGUGGAAGAGGUUGAUGAACGGCUUCCAUUGGUCCGAAAAUAGUGGGCGACAGGUGAGAGCACCUGAAAUUAGAGAAAAUCGAAUUUUCUACGUCACACGCGCCUGUGCGAAUGCCCAUCACUCUGGCACAGGCGCUUCGCCGGGAGUGACGUCACAAGGGGGAUGAAAUCAUUGGGGUUGUCUCGUGUGAUACGGGUUAGUGGAGCACGGGCGAGGGUCCGGGUCAUGAGUACUCGUGGCGAUAGUCUGGCCCACCACUCGGUGACAGUUCAUUCGGGAAAUAUGGGGGAUUAGAGGGUGAUUUUAGUGGUGGACAGGGGCCAAAGGUGGAGUAGAGGAAUUAAUAUAUAGGUUGAUUCGUGGGGGAUUUCCCUGAUGGCCCUCAUCAAGUGCUGUUUUGAGGUCGAGGCGCCGGAGGUCCUGGAGAGUGUUGUCAGGAAGUGCACUGAUCCUGGAUGCUGCUGCUGGUGCUGCUCGGCACUGAGGCCAAGGUACAAGAGACUGGUUGACAAUAUUUUUCCCGUUAAUCCACAGGAUGGACUGGUCAAAAAUAACAUGGAGAAAUUGACCUUCUACUCGCUGAGUAGCCCUGAAAAAUUAGAUAGAAUCGGUGAAUAUUUAUUUCAGCGUGCUUCCAGGGAUAUCUAUAGGCGCCGAAAUGGCUUUGUUAUCAUCGCCAUGGAGGCCAUGGAUCAAUUGUUGCUGGCCUGCCACGCGCAAACGUUGAACUUGUUCGUUGAGAGUUUUUUAAAGAUGAUACAGAAACUCUUGGAGUCGACAGAUCCCCAGCUCCAGAUAAUGGCGACCCAAUCUUUUGUUAGAUUUGCCAACAUCGAGGAGGACACGCCGUCUUAUCACACACGUUACGAUUUCUUUGUAUCAAAGUUCUCUGCAAUGUGCCACGCCAACCACGACGACCUGGCAAUACGCAAGCAGAUUCGACUCGCCGGCAUACAGGGGCUGCAGGGUGUCGUGAGAAAAACGUUGAGCGAUGAUCUUGUGGAGAAUAUUUGGGAAUCUAUUCACAUGGAUAAAAUAGUACCAUCUUUGUUGUACAAUAUGCAGAAUUCAAGAUAUGUUGAUAAGGAAGGUACAACACCAGACAGUCCAACUGAAGAGCGCUCUGACCCGCCCCAGUUUGCAGAGACUUGCAUGCGAGAAUUAGUGGGUCGUGCAUCAUUCGGCCACAUUCGCUGUGUCAUCAGACCCGUUCUGAGGCACUUAGACAAUCAUCAAUUAUGGGUUCCCAAUUAUUUUGCCAUUCACACAUUUAGGAUAAUUAUGUUUUCAAUCCAAUCCCAAUACUCGUACACAGUAGUCGAGGCCCUGAUGACGCACCUCGACGAGAACUCCAAGUCCUCUCCAAAAAUUCGCACAAGUAUCGCCGAUACCCUCUCUAAGAUAAUAUCGAUCGCGGCAGGCGAGAGUGUGGGUCCCUCAGUCCUGGAAAUAAUAAACUCCCUGCUGUCGCACCUGCGUAUAUCAGUAACACGAAACCAGCAAUCAAGCCCAGACGAGCAGCUGUACCAGGAGGCCCUGAUAAACGCUCUGGGAGAGUUCGCUAAUCACCUCCCCGAUUACCAGAAGAUUGAGAUCAUGAUGUUCAUAAUGAGCAAGGUCCCCUACAGCCAGCCAGACCGUCUGGUAUCAGUAGCAAAGGGGGACGUACUCCUACAGAGUAUUCUCUUGAAAUCCCUCUUGAAAGUUGGCUCGAAAUAUCAAACAAUCCACCUAAACACGACAUUCCCCCCUAGCUUCUUGGAUCCCCUCCUCCGAAUGUCCCUGGCAGCUGACGCUGAGAUGCGUCUCCUGGUUCAGAAGAUCUUCCACACGUUGAUAGAUCGCCACCACAACAUCGACAAGCUCGCGAAGCCCUCGAUAAGCCCCUUGGAGCUGGACCUGGCGAUCGAGAAGUCCUCUCGUCCAGACGUCAUUUUCAUCAGGAAACACGGACCCGAGAUCUACCUAGCUCUCUACGAAUCCCUGGAGUUCCCCAGCAACACAGUCGAGAAUAUCGAAGCUAUCUACACAACACUCGCUCUUCUGAUCGUCGAACUAGCUUCUGAGGACACUGUUCUGGAGCAGCUGAGACUGGUCCUGAGCCUCCAGGACUUGGCACUAACCAGCAGUCAAAUUAGCAGUGCCCUCAAGUUCAAUCUUCACGCCAUCGUCAUCAGCCUUCUCAUGCUGAUAGCUCACGUCUGCAAUAUUGGUAGCUUGCUGGAGUACAGCAUGAAGAUCGUGGAGACCAGACGGACGGAGGCGAUCCAUCUGCUGCCUGAACUGAGGGCCCAGUAUGUGGGAGACUUCCAGAGGGUAACUGGGGUGGUUCUGGUGGAUCAGGCACUGGUCACGGAGUGCCUGAAGACCGCUGGCUUGGACACCGUCAAGUUGCAACAGGGAUCUGGCUACAGCAACGCAUCGCUGCAGCACAGGCACUCGUGGGUCGACAGCGCUGGAAGGAACUCCAUUGCUGAUAUCAAUGCUGGGACUACCGAGUUGGACAGUGGAGGCAGCUCACCCGGGGUCUCCCGGAAGCUUGUAGAGGAGCUCACCUUCGAGAGUAUGAAGAAAAUUCUCACAGAGAGCAACAAUAAUCUGGGUGUUGAGGUGGAAAGAAGGGCACAACUGUCUGAGUAUUUCAGAAAUGCGACCUUCCAGGAUUUAGUCUCCAAGACACAGCCUAAGGGCGAUGUGCUCCAGAGCAAAUUGUCAGAUAUCUUUAAUUCUCUCACCAUGGAGGGGAGGAAUGUUGCGGUGCAGAGUGUGCAGGUGGAGAAUAAGGUCAAUGUGCCCAGUUAUGAGGUGCAUUUUCCCGAGUUAUUUGUUUAUUGAGGGAGAAAGGGCAAUAUUAUUGACACAGGGAUCUGUUUUGUUCUAACUUAAUAAAAUUAUUUCACUGGAGAAGUAAAACGUGAUGACAGGGGGAGCAUUGAAGAGGAGGGUUUUUUUUUAUCUUAUUGAUUGGAGUUGUCUCGAUAUUUACGGGCUUUGAGGGCCAAUGUUGGGAGGUGUUUUUCGUGGAGAGCUCUGUUGGCUGGGAAAUUUGUUUUUAGAUUUUUAGACAGGAACAGUUGUUCUGCGAGAAUGUAAAUACUAGGUUUUGAUGGGAAAAAAAUAAUUUUCGACAUUUUUGCUGAUUGCGUUAUGGAGAAGGGGAUCUAGGCGUCUUGGAAGUGGAGAGAUAAUCCUUGCUGGGGAGUUAUCCCUCUGGAAGUCUCUUGACAUUUGUUUUGAUGGCAUUUAUAGGAUAAUGAGAAUUUUGGGGGAAAGGAGAAAUUCAGAGGAUACUUCGGUGAUGGAUUUCGUUGGCUGUUGGUUUUUUUUUUCUCCCCGCAUCACAAGUUCCAGAGAAAAAAUCGCAAUGAAUAUCGUACCAUCGAUUUACCACGUUUUACUAAUUCCCUGACAACGUAUUAAUUUUUUUUAUUCUACAAUUUAUGCACAAUUCCGAGGUAUUUUUGUAUUAAUACCUUUAUGUUCAUAUUCGAUCAGGUAUUACGCUUAACACGACAGAUAAUGCUAUUUAUUCGUUGUUUAUUUUUGUGCUGAAGUAUUGUGAGGUAAUAAAGUUUAUUGGAGAAAUUA
Diachasmimorpha longicaudata is the source of this 3802-nucleotide messenger RNA. RefSeq names its product stambha A (gene stmA). The transcript is spliced from 6 exons. Gene Ontology annotation, biological process: protein localization to plasma membrane. The record is from RefSeq and is a predicted model, not a curated record. Gene Ontology annotation, cellular component: plasma membrane. Bases 590 to 3049 code for a protein of 819 amino acids. NCBI's taxonomy places the organism in Eukaryota, Metazoa, Arthropoda, Insecta, Hymenoptera, Braconidae.